Molecule: messenger RNA, 2914 nt
Organism: Hemicordylus capensis (graceful crag lizard)
Lineage: Eukaryota; Metazoa; Chordata; Lepidosauria; Squamata; Cordylidae
Exons: 4
Coding region: 466-2226 (586 amino acids)
Cellular component (GO): nucleus
Source: RefSeq, a predicted model, not a curated record
UUAGGGUCUUGGAGGGGCUGGAACCUCCACGGCUUCCAGUCUCCCUCCAGCAGAGGGCAGCGGCCAAUUGUGUCUGUCGCUGGGAGGCGAAGGAAAUGCAGCCGGCUAGUUCUUCCUCUCUCUCUCCUUCUGCGUGCAGAGUCAGGAGCCAUUAAGCAAAGAAGCUGCAAAAAAGGGGGCUGGAAAUAACCAAAAAAAAAUCACCCAGCCAAGCUUUGUGACUCCAGGAAGGGAGGAGGAACUGCACUUUGGCCGGGAGAAGCCGCUCUCUGCGCGGGUGUUCUCAGCAUGAAAUUCUACGACUGCAGCUGAUCUCUGAACCUUCUUCAGUCAGCGGCACCAGCACAACCCAGUUGGCUUUGCGUCCUAAAGGAGGACCAUUCUUGAGCCGUGCUACUGCCACUAUAUAGUUACCAGCUGUUGUGGCAUCUGCUUCCUUCAGCUCCUUCUGGCUCACGGACUCCAAUGUUUUCCUCAGCAGCUGAGAGAGACAAAUGGGGACCUAGGUUUGACUCUCCCCCAUCCACUUCCGCUGCUGCCUCUCAGGCCAAUGCGACCGGCCGGAAAAGGAAAGCCAACUUCUCCAACGACGAGACGGAGACUCUGGUCUGGAAUGUAGUUCGACACUUCAGUGCCCUCUAUGGAUCUGAAUCCUUCCGGGCUCACCCUGUCCGCCGGAAGCAACUCUGGACACAGAUCCAAAGCCGGGUCAACUUCCUUGGCUACACCGAACGCUCCAUUGAUGAUCUGAAGCACAAAUGGCGGGACUUGAGGUUGGAUGUCAAGAAGAAGAUAACAGCCAAGAAGCCGCCACCUGUACACAGGCCGGGGCCUCCUCACAAACCUCGGCUUACGCCCCUAGAAAAGAUGGUGGCUUCGACCUUCCUGCAGCCUACCCAUGAUUCAGAGCCAGAAAUUGUCUUAGACCCAGAUAUUUUCUUCCCCGGGGCAUCGAAGCAGUCCUUCAUGCCCAUGCAGCCAGGCGUUAGCCACCCCAGCAUCUACAUUGAUACCAAUGGACAGCCCUCCUCACUGCCAGACAUGGAAGGCUCCAUGGUUCCACGCCUGGCGGUCCAGAGCCCCGACCCUUCCGUCAUCUGUGACUACAGCAGGGGUGAAGGGCAGAGCAGUUCAGCCGAGUCAGGACCAGAGCUGCGGACUCCAGAAAUGCCAGCCGUCUCUCCCCCACUAAGAAAUGAGUCUCUAGUUUCCUAUGCAUCCAUGUCCGAGGAAGAGGAGCGAGAAGGCCAAGAGGUGGAUGCUGGGAUGGGACUGCAGCCUGGCCUAGACCCACAGCUGUCUGCCGAGGAGGACACGAAGGGACCCAGCCGGCAGUCCAUGCUCAUCCGCAGGUGCAACUCACAGGGCUCAGUGACAUCCCUGCCAGAGGAUCCUCUCAAUCACAUGGAGACUCAUUCAGACUGGGGCCACGAGGGGGCUUCCGACAUCCCAGCUCUGGGUAGAGCGCUCAACCCCUCGCAGCCAGAGGAAGAAGAGGCAGCCAACCAAAGUGCAGAGAUGGGCUCCUUGCCCCGGGUGCUGAUGGGGCCGACGUGGGAGAAGCAGGAGGAGGAGGAGGAGGAGGAACAGCGGUCCACGUCUCCGCUACACAUUGGAGCCCUCACGGAGGAGUCCUUGCCCUCUUCCGCCUCUCCCCAGACGGACCAGGCGCCUGCUUCCCAUCCCUUGCCACGGGGGAUGCGGGAGGGCAGGCGAGAGGCUUGGAGGACGAAUAUCCAUCGCUUGAUGGACAUGGAGAACCAGUGGGACCAGCUGUACCACCAGGAGCUAGCCAUGUGGCAAGAGGAGAGGGCCCAGCAGCGCAACGAGCGAGCCCGGGACAGAGAGCUCCAGUUCCGGCUGCUCGGCGUCCUCACUGACAUCCGAGACGAACUGAGGUAUUUGCGGCAGGAGCGGACAACGGCCAGGCAGGAGCGAGCCACGACCCGGCAGGAGCGAGCGUCGCAGACCGUCACGCCAACCACUGUCCCGGCUCCAGCCGCCUUGCCUCCAGAGACGGAGGCUCCAGAGACCUCAACCGAGCCCAGCCCUCUCUUCUUCCCGGUCAAAACUGAAGGGAGCCUCUCCAGACCACUCGCUGCUAGAGCUGGCCGGGGAGAGGCAACCAUGGUGACUCGAAGUCCUCAUGGCAUCCCUCGGCGGGGUAGAGGCCGUCCCCGUGGCUCCACGUCGAGACACAGAAAGUUGUUUAUGUCCAGUAGCUAGGAGCAGCUGGGCACCUGCUAGCUCUAAACCAAUAGACACCGUGUGUGUGUACAGGGCUCCAGAAUUUCCUCUGUAUGGGUGUGUGGAGGGCCUAGAGUGUGUGUGUCUGAUGGGAAUGUCUGGGAAUGUCUACGGUAUAUUGCACUCUGUAAAAGAAAAGGAUGUCUGGGGGCACGAGUGAUCAUGUGUGAAUGUGAUUUUACGAGAGAGGGUGAAUGAAUAUGCGUGGUGGUGUGACUUCAAUGAAUUGUGUGUUACCGUGCUGUAGGAGCUGGCCCCUGAUGUUACAUCCUUGGAUAAAUAAUGACAUGUUCUGGGUAGGACAACCCAGCACUGAUGCAUGGCGGAAAUCUUGGCUCCCACCAGCAGCUGUGACUCUGUAGUGCUGUUUGCGUUGGCUGGAUGUUCAUCCAACAUGUGUCCGACUAGCAAAUUAAUACUACUCCAGUCACAACCGCCAUAGGUGAGGGCAGAGGACAUAAGCUUGAAGGAGGGGCACAUCUGGGUCUGCGAGAGAGACGGCGUGUGGAUGGAUGAGUGUGAAACGUGUUAGUGUGAGUAGGACUGCUACUUUGUGGGUCGGGAAUUAAGGAUUCUUAGUUGCUGUUGUUGAGACAUUUUAUGCAAAUCAUUUAUUGGACUAAUUUGCAUAUAUAUCCAUAAACUCUUUUCAAAAAAAAGCAGCCAA